AUGAACCGCCGCAUCAGAAGCCGAUCCGCCGCCGUCGACGGCUACCUACGCUACCUAAAGCCAGGCGCUCUCGCUCAACUCCGCGACAGAAAAAUCAACGCCAGAACUCACUACAGAUCAUCCGAUUAUCAGAUCUUGUUAUCCAGAGCUUCACCGUCGUCUCCUGCUGCUGUUUCUCCGUCCAGAUCUGUUAACGCCGCUGGUUCCACUCCACAACCAGACGCCGCCGUUGUUGACGGCGAAUCGCCGUGUUUUUCGCCGAGAUUUUACGGUCCGCGGUGUCCGCAACGGAAGAAGUUAAUGGCUGUUAGAUUGUUUUGUUCUGAACCGUCAGAUGGUUCUGGUUCUGGAUCUGCUAUUGAUGCUUUUAGUAGUGAUUCUCUGGCUGCUCAUUGA
This is a messenger RNA of Helianthus annuus (common sunflower), 396 nucleotides long. RefSeq lists its product as uncharacterized. The record is from RefSeq and is a predicted model, not a curated record. NCBI's taxonomy places the organism in Eukaryota, Viridiplantae, Streptophyta, Magnoliopsida, Asterales, Asteraceae. Bases 1 to 396 code for a protein of 131 amino acids. The transcript has a single exon.